GGAUGCCACAAUUGUCAAAAAUUGUUGUCACAGAGAGGCAGCGUGGAGCUUCACUGUGAAGUAGUGAGCUUCAACUUCAACGAUCACAAAAGAAACCAGACUAGUGAGCUUCGUAGAAGCACUAGAAUCAUAAAAAGACGAUAAAUUUGAAUCUGAUUUCUAACAUGACCUUCGGAGCGUCACGCAUGUCAGCUCGAUCCUUUAAGCUUUUCACACAUUUGCCUUCCAUGCAAGCCCCUUCUCUCCUCUCUCGCCAGAUUAGCAUGGAUGUAAAAAGUUUUGCUUCUCGGCUUAGUAGUUCUGGCCUAUUACGUAGCCAGGGCCUUAUCGGAGGGAAAUGGUCUGAUGCAUAUGAUGGGAAAACCAUACAGGUUCACAAUCCAGCAACUGGCGAAGUAAUAACAACUGUCCCAUGCAUGGGUCAAAAGGAGACAAAUGAUGCAAUAUCUUCAGCCUAUGGUGCAUUUAAUUCUUGGAGCAAGCUCACUGCUGCUGAAAGGAGCAAAUGUCUAAGGAAAUGGUAUGAUCUACUAAUUUCCCACAAAGAAGAGCUUGGACAACUCAUUACCUUGGAGCAAGGGAAACCUCUAAAAGAAGCCAUUGGUGAGGUGAGUUACGGGGCUGGGUUUAUUGAGUUGUAUGCUGAGGAGGCAAAACGUGUAUAUGGUGAUAUCAUACCACCAACUCUUUCUGAUCGACGGUUGUUUGUUUUGAAGCAGCCUGUUGGUGUUGUUGGUGCAGUUACUCCCUGGAACUUCCCGUUGGCUAUGAUUACCCGCAAGGUUGGUCCUGCUCUUGCAUGUGGCUGUACAGUGGUCAUAAAACCCUCUGAACUUACACCCCUCACAGCUUUAGCAGCAGCUGAGCUGUCCCUUCAAGCUGGAAUACCACCGGGUGUGGUGAACGUGGUUAUGGGAAAUGCUUCAGCAAUUGGGGAUGCUUUACUUGCAAGUUCGCAGGUAAGAAAGAUCACUUUCACAGGCUCAACAGCAGUUGGAAAGAAGCUGAUGGCUGGUGCAGCUGCGACUGUCAAAAAGGUAUCUCUUGAGCUUGGUGGCAAUGCACCCUGCAUAGUCUUUGACGAUGCAGACCUGGAUGUGGCGGUAAAAGGAACUCUUGCAGCAAAGUUUCGUAAUACUGGACAGACAUGUGUUUGUGCAAAUAGGAUUCUUGUACAAGAAGGUAUCUAUGAUAAAUUUAGGGAUGCUUUUGCUAAAGCUGUUCAGAAUAUGCAGGUUGGGAAUGGCUUUAGUGAAGGUGUGGCCCAGGGUCCACUAAUCAAUGAAGCAGCAGUACAAAAGGUUGAAUCAUUUAUUCAAGAUGCUAUAUCAAAGGGAGCAAAAGUUGUUCUUGGGGCCAAAAGGCAUAGCCUUGGAAUGACCUUUUAUGAGCCUACAGUUCUCAGUGAUGUCAAGAAUGAUAUGCUAAUAGCAAGAGAGGAAGUAUUUGGGCCUGUCGCACCCCUUUUGCGUUUCAAAACUGAGGAUGAGGCUAUCCGAAUUGCUAAUGACACCAAUGCAGGGUUAGCUUCUUACAUAUUUACAAAUAAUGUUCAACGUUCAUGGCGUGUCUCUGAAGCUCUUGAAUAUGGACUUGUCGGUGUCAAUGAAGGCUUAAUUUCAACAGAGGUGGCUCCCUUUGGAGGUGUCAAACAGUCUGGUCUUGGAAGGGAAGGUUCCAAGUAUGGGAUGGAUGAAUAUUUGGAAGUUAAAUACGUGUGCCUGGGGAAUAUGAGCAGUAACUGAUGUGCUUGGUUUCGUGCUGGAUCCUUGCCAAUCUUAAAACGAAAGUUGGAAAUAUCUGAUGUAUCUUUUGCUUCAAAAAUGAUAAAUGUGUUGCAUUGGAAAAAAAUAAGUGUUUAGUUUUGAGGUAGUUCUGCGAGAACAGAAAAAUAAGUCUCUUUUGUAUUAAGUUUUGAUGUAAUUUUGCAGAACAGAAAUAACAUUUAGUUUUGAUGUUUCUAUUAUAAUU
Molecule: messenger RNA, 1971 nt
Organism: Prunus mume (Japanese apricot)
Lineage: Eukaryota; Viridiplantae; Streptophyta; Magnoliopsida; Rosales; Rosaceae
Gene: ALDH5F1
Product: aldehyde dehydrogenase 5F1
Biological process (GO): GABA catabolic process
Molecular function (GO): succinate-semialdehyde dehydrogenase (NAD+) activity
Source: RefSeq, a predicted model, not a curated record